This is a messenger RNA of Colletotrichum gloeosporioides, 1254 nucleotides long. RefSeq lists its product as uncharacterized. Bases 1 to 1254 code for a protein of 417 amino acids. The record is from RefSeq and is a predicted model, not a curated record. Lineage: Eukaryota; Fungi; Ascomycota; Sordariomycetes; Glomerellales; Glomerellaceae. The transcript has a single exon.
AUGAACAACUUCAACACCACCUGGGACUUCCAUGGACUUCCUCCUUCCCCUCCCCCUCCCCCUCCCCCUCCUCACCCCUUUAACACCCUCCCUGCCGAACUCCAGGAUGCAAUCUACGAGGUUGCCACAGACCCUAACCAACCGCAGAUUCGCUUCGUGAAUUUCAGAGAACACCGCACUCACCAGCCAGAUUGUCCUCCAUUCAGCAUCACCUGCCCCUGCCAAAACGCCCGCUACCUCACUUUCCAUCCCCUUCGACGUCAGGACGUCGCCAACAAAGCAAGCUGGCGUCAUAUUAUCCAUGCAAUUGAGUCUUCCGCCCCAGAUGUGCACGUUGCAAGUAUUAAUCACCAAAGCCGUGACGCAACGGACCGCCUCAUCGCAUCGAACCGUUUCCCUCAGCAGCAGGGCAACUGGUCCUUGACCACUGCGCCAGCCAUGACCUCAGCCGAACGCGCAGCAUGCCGACACACCCCGAAGACCUUCAUCGGCGACCCAACUCGGUGCAGAACCCAGGACCUCGUCCUCGUCCACUUCCCCGAUGAUCAAUCAGUAACCUUCCCGCGUCAGUGGGUCGGUAAGCCAUUGUUCUUUGACCCGUUGUGCGGUGAUCUUGAGGCCAUCGCCGUGACCAUGGACAAUUGGCUGGACCAGUCCUACUCGCGCUAUCUUGGGUGGUGGCUCGAAAAGAUGACAGACGGGCAAGCGAGGCCAUGGGAACUCCUUGAGCGGUACGGUGCCGACAACGUCGCCAACGGGAACUUCCCUGCCGACUGGGUAAAAACUCCCCAGGCCCAAGGCUAUGUCCCAUGGUACCCCGAGAACCCCCAGCGCAAGCUUAAUUAUGCCAACAACGGCGGCACUUCGAAUAUGCGCAUCGUGCACGACAUCUUCACCGGCCUCAAGGAGUUGUGGUUCUUAGACUUUGACGCGCUGCAUCCAGAUCUUGAUCUCAAUGCGGUCCAGAGGUACCGCAACACGUACAAACCCCGACAUGACUGUCAAAAGUGCAAGUAUGUACACGAGGGCUUCCCAAGGGUAUUUGGGGGCGUCGAUGCAUAUGACUUCAUGGAGCUGCGGAUAUGUGAUACUGGCUUUAACGGGCCGUUUAUCAUACGACAUGAUCCGCAGGAUUUCAUUGACGCUAGGAGACAGCUGGAGAGGGAAUGGCCCCAUAGGGAUUGCCAUGGCAAGGCUUGGUUUCGUUCGAAGCCGGUGGCGAAGCUACUUGUGCCGAUUCCCAAGAUGCCGUAA